UUAGGACACUAAAUAAACAGGCUGCAUGUCAGUCAUUGACAAGAGAUGUGAGAUCCCCUCAGUACACUCUGCUAUCAUUUUGUUAUAAUCACACAAAUCAGACUGACAGAGCCUUUUAGCAGACUACAAAACUAAAAAGUUUGAGUUAUUCUAAAGAGAGCAUUUUAGUAGAGGAUAAUGAAAUCAAACAAUACCAUCCAAGCAGCAAUUGAUCUCACAGCAGGAGCUGCAGGUGGGACUGCAUGUGUUCUCACCGGACAACCCUUUGACACUGCCAAGGUGAAGAUGCAAACAUUCCCUAAUUUGUACAGAGGACUUACAGACUGUGCUGUGAAGACAUACAAACAAGUUGGUCUAAAAGGUUUCUACAAAGGCACCAGCCCAGCACUUCUGGCAAAUAUAUCAGAGAACUCAGUGUUGUUUAUGAGUUAUGGCUUUUGUCAAAGAGUAGUGAGGAGGAUCAUUGGCUUAGACAAGAAAGCAUCAUUAAGUGACGUGCAGAAUGCGGCUGCAGGCUCAUUUGCAGCAGCAUUUGCCUCAUUGGCUCUUUGUCCCACGGAGCUGGUGAAGUGUCGCCUGCAAGCCAUGCACGAAAUGAAAUUGUCCGGCCAGGUCACAGAAGGACAAAACACAGUAUGGUCAGUGGUAAAGAACAUUCUUCGUACUGAUGGUCCCUUGGGUUUCUAUCACGGACUGUCCAGCACGAUGCUUAGAGAAGUUCCAGGCUACUUCUUCUUCUUCGGUGGUUAUGAACUGAGUCGUUCAUUUUUUACAAGAGGAGGGAAAUCUAAGGAUGAGCUCGGAAUUGUCCAUUUGAUGGUCAGUGGAGGUUUUGGAGGUAUCUGCCUAUGGCUGGUUGUAUUCCCAGUUGAUUGUGUGAAAUCCAGGAUUCAGGUGCUCUCCAUGACUGGGAAACAGGCAGGAUUUAUAGGGACAUUUGUAACAAUUUUAAGAAAAGAAGGUGUAUUAGCCCUAUACUCUGGGCUGAAGCCCACAUUAAUCAGAGCUUUCCCAGCAAAUGGAGCACUUUUUGUAGCAUAUGAAUACAGCAGGAAAAUGAUGAUGAACCAUUUUGAUGUCUAGUAAAGCUCUAUAAUAUAUUCAGAAUUAUUUACAUGACUCAGAAGACCAGACAACCUGUGGGAGAUAAUUCUCAUACAAGAUAAACGUCGCACUACUGUCUUGCGCCUCCUAUCCUAUCAGUACUGUGUGUACAACAAAUUGUCUGUAAAUAGUUAUAUAGGUGACAUAUUUUAUUGCACAGUGUUGGGUUAGAAAACAAAAAGAACAUGUAUAAUAUAAUCAGCUAUCAGUUGUUCUUAUUUCUUUUUAACUAUUUUUAUUAUAAAGUUAAUAAUUAGAUCCAGAAUAAAUAAAUGGUGCUAAA
Bombina bombina (fire-bellied toad) is the source of this 1387-nucleotide messenger RNA. Its product is annotated as mitochondrial ornithine transporter 1. NCBI's taxonomy places the organism in Eukaryota, Metazoa, Chordata, Amphibia, Anura, Bombinatoridae. The record is from RefSeq and is a predicted model, not a curated record. Gene Ontology annotation, molecular function: L-ornithine transmembrane transporter activity. Bases 178 to 1083 code for a protein of 301 amino acids. Gene Ontology annotation, biological process: mitochondrial L-ornithine transmembrane transport. The transcript is spliced from 7 exons.